This is a messenger RNA of Argiope bruennichi, 3275 nucleotides long. RefSeq lists its product as uncharacterized. Bases 75 to 644 code for a protein of 189 amino acids. The transcript has 5 exons. Lineage: Eukaryota; Metazoa; Arthropoda; Arachnida; Araneae; Araneidae. The record is from RefSeq and is a predicted model, not a curated record. Gene Ontology annotation, cellular component: lysosomal membrane.
UCGUAAUGGCUGCGUUGAAGAUUGUUUUUAUUUAAUAAAAAAAUUUCGUUGUAAAUAUUUAUUAUAACAAAACUAUGGGUCUUAAUCUAGUUUGCUACAUCCUUUGUUUUUUCGUUAUCUGUUCAUAUAUCGGUAUUUCUAAUGCUCAAUAUGAAGAUGUGAGAUGUAAAUGUAUUUGUCCUAGUCCAGAAGUUGUUAAGGGAAACAAGACAGAAAGGAAGCUAUACAUUGCAAAUGUUGUUCCAUCUCAGUGCAAAUGUGAAGGUGUGGUGAUGCCACAGGCAGAUGAUUAUGUUCGUGCAAAAGAGAAAGAAUUUUGUCCCCGUUGCGAAUGUCGUUAUGAACGAAGAAAUACCACAACAAUAUUUGUUGUUGUUAUAAUUAUCAUCUGGGUGAUAUCUUUAUUGACAGUCUAUAUGCUUUUCUUAAUGUGUUUAGACCCAUUAUUAAACAAACGCAGAACAGCUUAUCAAAAGCACACUAAUGAAGAAGUUACUCUGAGUGAACCAAUGCCUCCUCCACUGAGACCACGAGCAAGCACUACAAAUGUGUUGAAUCGUGUUGGUGAACAGCAAGAUAAAUGGAAAAGACAGGUUCAAGAACAGCGAAGAAAUAUUUAUGAUCGACAUACAAUGCUCAACUAAGUCGAUCCUCUAUUAUUUUGGUUCACUAAAAUUUAUCAAUUUGGCAAUUCAGUUAUUUGUAAUGAAACUUUGAGGAUGUGGUAAGAGUUAAAUGAGAUUGAGAUUUUUUUUUUUCUAAGAUUUAUAAUUUAAAAAAAAAUAUUAUUCUUAAUUUCCAUUUUUCCCUUUUGUUCUACAUGUUCCUUAAAAGUUUUAAAUCAGUCAUUUUUUUGUGAUAAAUUCAUUCGUACCUUUAUUUAAGAUCUUCAUAACUUAACUGUAUUUUUUCAUUUGAAAAAUUUUAUAUGUAAGUAUUAUAAAAUUUGUCCAACAAUGCUUUAAAAAAAUUCAAUAGCAUUGGUUUUCAAUUUAAAAAAGAAUUGCUGAAAACUUUUUAAAUUAUAUGUAAAAACUUUUUUUUAGUUCAUUAUUGAAAUAAGAGUAUUACAGCAAUUUUAAAGUUAUUCUUUCAUUUAAGAAAUAUAAUUUUAAUUUGGAGGAGAUUGUUAGUUUAAUAUUGAUUAUAAAUGAAAAUUAUUUUCAAAGCUUUUAAGAACCAAAAAUAUUUUUUACUUUAAAAGAAUCAGUGUGCAUUUUUUGGAAGAAAAUAUAGUUAUUUAGUUCCUUUAAUUUAUGUUUGUUUGUAAAAUAUUGAAUAUUCAAAUGUUUGUUUAUUAUUAGAUUCUAGCUGUAUUGUAUGUAGGCAUACAUAAAUUACACAUUAUGUUAAAAGUUGUAAGUAUCAGAUAUAUUUAUCAUUUUUAAAUAUUUAUUAUGUAUUUAUAGUAGAACUUGGCUGAAUAAGUUAUUAACUUUUCUUUUUAUGAAGCUGAAUGAAUAUGCAUUUUUGCUGAGAUAUUUAGCAAUGAAUCAAAUGUCAUUAUUGGUCUUAUAAUGAUUAAUAUGUAAAUUGUAUGCAUAAACUUUGUUUAAUGAUUAUACAUAUUUAUUAAUCUAGUUUUUUGCAUUAUUUUCCAUGCCUUUUUUUUUUUUUUUUUUUUAAAUUUUUACAUAAGCAUGGUCUUUUUACUUAAAAUGAUUACACAGCACAGAAUUAAUUUUACCCCUGUCGUAUUUUUCUUUGCACUGCUUUUCAAAGACUAUUGGAAUAUGAAUACAUAACCUUAGUUUAAAGUUUAUUUCCUAAGCACUUUAUAUUAUAAAAACGAUAAACAAUAAAAAUAUAUCAAUAAUUUUAAUAAUUGCAGCUCUAUUUUAUUCGUAAAUAAUAAUCUUGUACUUUCUGUAAAUUCACAACAUUUAUUAAUAAACUCUUAUAUUUUACCAUUUCCACUGACUGAAACGAGUUAUAAAUGCCAUUAACAUAUUAAUCUCUAUGUAUGCAUGCAAAUUAUAUUCUAAAUUGCAUUUACUAUUGUUUAAAGAAAAAAAAUUGACUUUUAGUUCAGUUAUGUACAUUUUAUGCUACUUAAUAUUAUUAACAAAUUCACCUUUCUUAAUACCUAAUCUAUGAUUUUUUUAUUUUUAUUUGGUUAUUAAAAUGUGCAUUAAAUAUUAUUAACUAAUGUAUUAUUUAAAAAAAUAACAUUUUUAUGAAAAAAGAUCUGAAUUUUCUCAUUUUCUGAAGACAUAUCUGGAAAACACAUCAUUAUUUCAUUCUCUCAUGAAACGUCAGCUUCCAAAAUUGCAUUUUUUUUUUUUUUUAUAUCACUUGACUUCUUGAAUUUUCUCACUGAUAAUAGAAUUUUGAAAAUGAAGUUGGGGGAUCUUAGGAAACUCUUAAUCCAUCAAAUGUAUUUUAAAGGAGAAAAAGAUAUUCUGUAUUAAAAUGCUAAAAAUUGUAAAGCAGUCAUCAAGAGUAUUAAUGUUUUUAUUUAUAAUUAUCUUUCUUCAUCUCGCAUAUUAUUUUAUAUCUCAACGAUCAACUUCCAUUACUGUUAAAUUAUGGUUUGCUUUUAAUACAUUUAUUCAUCAAUUCAUUCGACAAUGUAUUCAGGCUCUGUUAGAUAGUGCUAUUGUAUUUACUGUUGUCAGUGCAUUGCGAGAAGAUAAUUGUCAUAUGAGGAAUGUUCAAAUUUAUUAAAUCAUGCUACAUGAAUCCAUGAUGUAAGAAUCAUGUGUCAUAAGAGUGCUAUCAUGAUUUUUGCAAAAUUUUAUGUAAAACUUAUGUUUUUAGAAUGUGUUGUAUAUUGUUGAAAGUUCGACUUUAUAGUGCAGUCAAUAUAUUACAUUCAUAUAUAGUUUAUGAUAAGCUUUAUAACGUAUGAAGCUUUCUACAAAAAAGAUAUCAUUGAUUGUUAUUAUUUUCAACUGAAUGCUGUAUCUGUUAUAGUUUCAAAAUAAUUAUUGUAAACUUUUGUAUCUUGAAUGCAUUUUUUUUCCUUUCUUUUUUAUAUUAUAGUUUCUUAGACAUAUGUCUAGAAUCCCUAUAUUAUUAUUCAGCUAAAGCAUAGCCAAGUUCUGCUAUUCAUCUUAUCUCUGUGCAUAGUGUUUUGAAUAACACUCUUUGGGAUAUGGGCAUUUUUUCGUAUUGGUGGUGUUAACCAAGAAUAUGUAAACUAUUUUUAGUUUUGUGUGCUUGGGUGGUGUAAAUAUAUUAACUUAUGUAUUGUGAUUGAUGUUUUAUAUACCUCUUACAUCUUUAUUUAUAAUGUAAAAAGCAGAUUCUAAUAAACAUUAUUCCAUUAUUUA